GAAUCACUUCCAGCUGGAUUUUCGGCUCGUAUCGUCGUUCGUUUCACAAACACGUACGUAUCAUCGGGACUCGUCGAAUACGAUUUUUAUUACGUAAAUAUACGUAAAUAUCGUGCGAAAGCGAUUCAAUUCGUUUUUUCCCUCUGUUAUUUUUGCAGAAGUUUCGUUCAAUUUUGUUUAUCAUUUUUUUUUUUUUUUUUUUUUUCAUUUACAUACAUACCUAUUUUUUUAAAAAUUAUUCAAUUAUUUCGGAUUCCUGAAUGAAUUUGUGCUGUUCGGAGAACAAUGAUUUUACUUCUUACUUCUUUUUUUUCGUCAAAAUAGGUGUAAUUUUAAGUUUGGUGCGCGAGCUAAUUACCAUAAGAGUAUAAUAUUAAUUAAUUCGGAUAUCUUAUCGAAUCGGUUUUUGUGCCAUUUGCGGUAUUUUAAUCGGUGAUUUUGUUCGUAUAGUUUGAAAAUUUUUAUCGUUCGAUGGUAUUUGCCUGAUUUUCGAAAAGUUUUGGUUCAAUUUUUUGCGUUAUGAUCGUGAACUUCUACUGUGUCUCGGAGGCGGAAUGUCCUCCACUUUGACGAUUACAUAACAGGUUCGGGAUUCACGUUGAAAAUAUCUCGCCCAGAGCAGAGUAUCCGUCAGUCAGCAUGUAAAAUCGAUUGCUGCUGCAUUCGACGUGCUGGAAGAGUAGUCGCUACGAUGGGCAAAUUAUUGAUGGUGAAACUUUGCAUGUUAUGGUGUUUUUUCAUCAAUGCAGGAAUCACCGUCGAAUUAAAUCAAACUAACGACGAUUCCACGCCCAGUGAACCCGAAGCUUUACCGUUGGCCAACAGCGAGCAGAAUCUCAUUUGGACGUUUAACGAAUCGGCCGAUGUAUCGAAAUAUGAAAAUUUCGAUCAUUCUAAAUUUAUUGAAACCGAGCUAAAAAUUCACCAACCGAUUCUAGUACCGCCGACGAUAACCACCAAGAAACAGACUACCUCGGGUUCGAAUCGUAACCGGAUACAGCAGAAUACACCUAAGAAAAAAACCACGGGUUCGACUAACCAAGACGUGAAUCCUUUUCCAGUAUUUGAAAAUAAUAUGGUUACCAAUGUAACGACGCAAGAAGGAAGUAUAGCUUUGUUACCAUGCCAUGUACGCAACCUCGGAGACCGACCGGUUACGUGGAUACGGCUACGAGAUUGGCAUAUCAUAACAUCGGGCGUAUUAACAUACAGUACUGACGACAGGUAUCAAGUAGUCCACAACGAAGAUUCGGACAAUUGGGACUUGCAAAUUAAAUACGCUACGAAGCGAGAUAACGGUACUUACGAAUGCCAGGUAUCGCAUUCGCAAGGAAAAAUUUCACAAAUGUAUAAUCUGUUCGUGCUCGUUCCAAAGGCCUAUAUAUUGGGCAGCGACGAAUAUCACGUCGGAGUCGGAAGCACCAUUAAUUUAGUUUGUAUAAUCGAAAACAGUCCGAUACCGCCGCAAUAUGUCCUUUGGUACCACAACGAUAAAAUGAUGAAUUAUGAAACAACCCGAGGCGGUGUAACCGUUACCACAGAACCUGGACUCAAAACUCAUAGCCGUUUGAUUAUAAAUAACGCUACGCCUAAAGACUCCGGCAAUUACUCUUGUCGUUCAUCGAAUGCCGAACCGGAUACCACUUAUGUAUUUGUUUCGCAAGAAGGUGAUAACACCGCAGCCAUUCAAAGGCCAGACUCGUCCGCAGCCGUCUUACUCACCCUACCAUUUUACCUGAUCGCCGGAAUCGUAUCACUGCUAAAAAUCAUCUUCUGAGCGAAUCCAGGUAACGCGUAAACCUUCUCUUCUCAUCGCCAAUUUCAUCGGACAACUAGACGCCUAUGAUCGGCUCAAUCUCUCGAGAUACGUUAAAGUUUAUUUAGGUAUUCAUACGAUAGAUGAAUUAAUUUUUCAAUUUUUUUUUUGGACCAUCGAAAACACUUCGUCUAAGUACUUAAUAUCGUGUCUAAAAACGACGUCUUUGUUCUAUUCAUUUUUAUAAUAUUUUUCACCAUCGCAUGGCGACUUGUUCGGUUCAUCGCUCGUGAAAACAUUCUCGAAUAUAACAAACUAUAUACGUACACGAGCCAAUAAUAAUUGUUGCUUUGUUGUUAUCUCAUGUGGCACAAUAUUUCACUCUAAAUUGCCUCAUCUCGCCUCUCUACGAGAUUUUCUUAUAUUCUACAGAGACGCGCACACACAUCGGCCUAAUCUUAAUACGAAACGAAAGCGAAUCACUUUCAACAGGUUCUUUUAUCCUUCUGUGUUUAAUUUACCAUAGAUUCGUUCGGAGCUGAAAAACGAGUACAUAAUAAGAUUGUUGGCAUGUGGAAUGGGUACGAGGUAUAGUUCUCGCUGCGUAUCAUUUGCGUAGAUUAAAAACUUUUUACCGAACGAGAAUGGGAAUUUAGAGACGGUCUUUUGCGAUGUACCUAAUAUCUUUCGUACAUACGAAGACGUAACAUGGCAACCCUCUUCCCUUUGGGAUUAGAUUUUCGCUUCGUGUGAGAGAGAUUGUGAGAUAAUUUAUAGAAUUGCGCGGUAUUUUGGUGACAAUGUUUUUUUUUCGGUUUCGUUCUUAACUCGGUAUAAAUAAAAGUCUUGUUUACAAUUUUAUCUUUCAAGCGAUGAGAUGAGAUUAGUUGGUUUGUUGUUUUGUUCAGAUGGUAUCGUACUUGAUAACGGGGGUUUUCGCGUGAACUCUGAUGUUGGAUAAAUGACUCGAAUUUUGAGUUUAAAAAAUUUACUAUAUGAUGAAAUUCGUGCUUACAUGUAGUUGCACGUGGAAAUCAAAUUAUACAGUUUUCAAUUUUCGUUUACAAAAGGUUUAGUGGCCGCGUGAUUGAUUUUUUCGGUGUUGGGAGAAUUUCUAAACAUUGAAAAAUUAAUUGCAUUUUUAAUAUUUCCAUUGAAAAUCUGAUCUCCGAUUCAUUAUUCAUUUUUUUAAAUGAUUGAGUUUUGUUUUGGAUUCUAAAACUGAAAAAUUUUAGUGUGCUGGAAUUUUGUCGACCACUAUUUUCUGACGAUUCAUCAACCUUUCAAAAAGUUUAUACUUUCAAAUUUGUGAAUGAAUUUAAUCGAAAAUUUAAAAAAAAAACAAAAGAAAUAUUUAUUAAUUAGGAGCUCUUUCCAAAUUUCGAUAAAAUUUUUCCAAAAAUAGAACAUAUAAAAUGAUUGAUUUUUUAACCAAAAAUCAAAACCUUUGAAUUCAUCCGAGGUACCUAUUUUUAUACUCAUACUUUUCAAAAGUUCGCAUCAAGCAUCAAAGUCGACCAUUCCUCCACCUCAUAAAGAAAUAUUGAAGUAGAUUUUUUCUGUAAUUUCAACUCCUCUCAACUCUGCGAAGUAUGCUCGAGUCAAGUCGAGCAAUCUAACUGAUGACUUUUCAAAAAGAUUUUUUCCCAGUAAAAGUGGCUAACUGCAGACACAAAAAUCACACACCUGAUGAAAAAUAUCCCAAAAAAAUUGCAGCCCCCUUAUUUACACUCCACCAUAAAUUAUGGAGUUUUAAAUGCUUGAAACUCAAUAUUUGCUUCACAUGAAUGGACGAGAUUCAAAUUAUUUUUCAAGUUAUUUUUGAAGAAUGGCGGUCGUUUUGAAUCAAUUUGAAUUAGCCUAUUGCCAAAUAAAUGGGAUGCGAUUCGUCAUCGACGAUUUAAAAAUAUUGAAAAUUCAUAUUCAUGAUUCAAAUCUUGUUGUUUAGCCAAUUUUUAACCCAAUGUUGGCAAAUUCAAAUUUUCAAAAAAGAAUCCAACCUUUAAUAAAAUGUGUACCCCACUUGAAAAAUUUAAAAUCUGACGGCAACAUUUUAAAACAUAUUGUUUCAAUCUGAAAAAUUUUCGAAAAAAUUAGUGAUUCGUGAUUCGAAACAUAACUAGUGAUGAUUUGAAUUAUACAUUUUUCAAGUGAUUUUUGAAGGUUGGUGAUUAAAACUGAUUCAAAUUUAUGUGAACCUGUUCACUCCUGAUUUUUCAUCGUUGAAAGGGAAGGGAAAGGAAAGAAGAUAAGCAAAGGGAAGACCCCAAAAAUGUUGAAUAAAAUUCAUAGGUGAAUGUAUGAAAUUUUUUUCGAUUUUUUUAGAAGUGGGUACUUUUUUUACAGAGAGGGUGAAAGUAGGUAUUGAGUUCAACUUUUAAAAAAUAUAUAGAUAAGAAGGUACAAAUAUGGAUUCUCUCUAGCUUUUUGGCUUUAAAGGGUAGAAAAAAUCAUUAAAACUUUUUUUCAAAUAAAUCAUUCGAAAGGCCAAAGACUCUAGUUUAUUGGGUAAUACAUUUUUUUUAAUGUUGAAAACUCACGGAGAAAUUUGAAAUUUAAAAAAGUUGCAAAAAUUGGUACAAAUAUUGACGCGGGUACAAAUAUAGACCCCCUCAAAAAAUGUCUAAAAAUUGCUGAAAAUUCUACAAAAAUAUAUUUAAAGAUGUUUUUCGAUGCUUUGGACUUUGUCUUCUUUGUUGAAACACUUUUCUUGGCAUUCUAUAAAAACCACUGAAUCAAAAUUAGAUGAACAAAAAUUUAGGGGUCCAUAUUUAAUGUCUUUGGGAGAAACACUAAUUAUGUACACACAUACGAAAAUGAUUAUGGUGAAAAAUCUAUCAUAUGUUAUACAUUCAGAUCAAAUUUCGCAAUAAAAUUCCAUUCCCCCUUCCAAAAAAAAAACAAAAAUGAUAAUUUUAUCAUUAAAACAAAGACGAAAAAGCUUUGAAAAAUUUCAUUCGGUCUCUAUCAGAGCUAGAAAUCUGAUUUUAAUAAAAUCAUAAAUUCUCAACGAUAGCUAAGGGCAAAUUUUGAAUUUUGGAACAUUGUAUUUGGGGGAUAGGUGCUGAAAUCAAUCAAUAAAAAUUUGGAAAAAUGAUUUUUUUUAAAUCUGAUCUCGACCAUUUAAAAUUUGAAUUGAUUCGGUCCUAUAUGGCGGGAAGAGGGGAGAGGAAGAUGUGCUUCGAACAUAACAUUUUACACUUAUCACUUUAACUCUUGCUUUUUCACACCACUUGAAAAAAAAUUCAUUUGCCAAUCUGGAAAAUAAUGUUGAGCGGGUUCAGCGCCAGGAGGAGCUGGUUAUGGUCGUUUUUGUCAAAGUAGUCUGCUUAUAAACAAUCAUUUUCUUCUUUUCUAAUCUGUGAAAAAAUGGUGAGGGUUUUGCGCCAGGAGGAAAUGAGAAUAAUUUUUUCAAUCUUUCACUUUUUUCAAUGUCAUGCACCUGUAAAGAAAUGUUGAGCGGGUUCUGCGUUAGAAGAGUAUUCAAAUCAUCCUUUUCACCAAGAUCUUUGUUUUAUGUUGUUGAACAAUAAAAGAAAAACAUUUUUGCUUUUCCAAUCCACGAGUGAAUUUUGAAUGGGUUCUGCGCCAGGAGAAGCUGGUCAUGGCCUUUUUUGUCAAAGUACCCGAUUCGCGCAAAUGGCAAAAUAUUUUGCCAAUGCCACUAGGUGUACUAAUGGCAAAAAAAAGGCAAUAUAAUGGCAAAGCUCCAACCAAUGAGAAGACAGCAUUUUAACUUUGCCAAUGUGGCAAAAGAUUAAAUUUUGCCAAUAAGAUUGCCACUGGUGGCAAUCUCAUUGGUAAAUGUUUUGCCACCGUUUUGCCACUAGUGACAAUUUAAUUGGCAAUUAUUUUGCCUCUGUUUUACCACUGCUGGCAAUCUCAUUGGCAAUUAUUUUGCCAAUGAUUUUGCCACUCAGUGGCAAUCCUAUGGCAAUUGAUGUAGGUACCUGUAAAGAACACAUUUGAAAUUUGAAAAUCGUUUAUUUUAACGGUCAAAGUUGCAGGGAAUGAUGCAAUUAAUGUCUGAAGUCGAAAAUCAAUCUGUACCUAAUUAUAUGUACCUGUAUACAUUCAUUGUAGCAUUAGUACCAUAUGCUUUGUUUUAUCUUGUUGUAAGUAGGUACACGCAUAUUAUGUAAUUUGGUUUUCAAGUGAUUCAGACGUUGUUACAGUAUUGUUUUCAUUAGACUAUCAUUAUGGAAACUGCAUAAUCUAAAGACUUGGCUGGUACAUGGUGAGCAUAAAUACACCCAAGUUAUGAUACCUACCAGAUGAUGUGAUUUCCUCAACGAUCACUGUAACAUAACGUCUGAAUCACUUGCAAUCAAUUCGCAAAAUACAUACGUGCAUAGGUAUAGGAAGUUACAAAUACCCACACCAAGAUAAAACAAAAGUCAUGGAACCUAUCCCAUGAUAGAUGUAUACAGAUGUAUGGUACUUACCGAUUCAUCUUCGACUUCCAGACGACAUUUUCACGCAUCAAUUAUAACCAAAUUUCUGUACAACGUGUUCACUACUUCACCAUCAACUGAAAACUGAACCAAAGUAUGAAGUAACCAACGAGGCAGAGUAGAACAUGCGCUCGACUCUGCCUAAUCUCAUCUUAUCUUCCCCACUUCUGCGAAUAGAUUAUUUUUUGAAAUUUAACGGACAAAGUUUUGUCACUAUUGGCAAAAUAUUGUAAACGUUGGCAAAAUUUUGUCAAAACUAGCAUAAGCAGAGUGUAAUCUGUAUUGUAGCAAGUUUUCAAAAUUGCCAUCACUGGCAUUUUCGUCUGGUUUUCAUUUCAAUUUGAGCUUUACCACUCUUUUGCCAAGAAUGGCAAAAAAAAGUGCCAAUCAAAUUGCCACUGCGCGAAUCGGGUAGUGUGCUUGAAAAUUCAUUUUCUUCUUUUUCGAUCUGUGAAAAAAUGUGUAGCGGGUUUUGCGCCAGGAGGAAUCGAGAAUGAUCUUUUCCAACUUCUUUUUUAAAAUUUCCAACCUGAAAGAAAUGUUAAGCGGGUUCUGCGCCAGGAGAAAAUUCAAAUCAUCCUUUUCACUGAGAUCACUGUUUCAAGACGUUGAAAAAAAUCUUUUUUGCUUUGCCAAUCCACGAAUGAAUUUUUAAAUUGGUUCUGCGACAGGAGAAAUUGAGAAUAGACUUUUCCUUCAAUUUAGUUUUCAUUUUCAAGAUUCUUGAAAUUCAUUUUACAAUCUGUAGUAAAGAAAUGGUCAGUGAUCAUACGUCAAGAAAAACGGAUCAUAUAGUUUUUCCUAUCUAUGUAGUUUGGUUUUCCGAUAUUGGUUUUAAAAAAAUCAUUUUUUUCUCGAGUGAGUUCUGCGCCUGGAGGAUUUCAGACUGAUUUUUCUCAUCCGAAUUGUUUUCUCAGGAUGUGUGAAAAAAAUCAUUUAUUCUUCUUUCCCAACCUGCAUGUAAUGAAGUGUUGAGCGAGUCAAACACCUGGAGAAAAUACAAAUUGUCUCUUUUUCACAAAUUUUCACUGGUUCAUGAUGCUUGAAAUAUCGUAUUUUGCUUCACCAGUCUGUAAGCGAUUUUCAAGCGAGUUCUGCGCCAGGAGGAAUUGAGAACGGUUGUUUCCACCUGUUUUUUUUUCAGGAUUCGUCGAAAAUUAUUUUUUUAUUUUUCCGAUCUGUAAGGAAAAAUUGCAAACUGUCUUUUUUAUAUCCAGUUUGCUCUUUCAUAGCGCUUGCGAAUUUUGUUCCAAGUCUGAAAGUGAAUUUUUCCCUGAAAAUUUUUGAAAGGGCAGUACCUAAUCUAUUUUGAAACGAACUAAUUACGAUGAAAAACAAUGCGUAUAUGAACAAGCUGGAGAGUUUCACACAAAACCACCUUAUAGAUUGAGCCAUAACAAAAUGGCCAUUGGGGGGGGGGGAGAAUAAACACAGAAAGUGAUUCUAUUUCCCCCUUUCCUCUACAUGCAUUUUUGUUCCAAAACAUAGGUAGGUAAUUAUUUCAAAAAAUCACCUCAUCUUACUUCAGAUAAUAUUCAAUAGGUAUCUACGCAUUAAACUUAAAAAUUAUUUUCGUUCCAGUGAUUCCAAAAAUCUUGAAUUUUUAUUUGAAAUUUUCGAAAAAAAUAAAAAAAUUGUCUGCCUUCAAUAACAGAACACCUCGAUCACAUGAGAUCUUUCAACCUCGAUCACAUGAGAUCUUUCAAAUGUAAACAUUAAACUCAAAAACUCACUUCUCACUCAUUCAUAAGCAAUCCUAAUACUCGUACAUCAAUCCACCAUCUCCCUCCUCGAAAAAAAAAAACUCGAAAAACCCAUCUCUCAGUCGUCCCCAUUCGCACACCUAAUAAGCGUAAAAAUAUCAAAAACCAAAACUCUCACGAGACGAUUUAAAAUACUCCUUUCAACAAGAUAUUUAUUUUUUCUAAUAAACAUUUCAACGUCAAUACAUUUCCGAACCGUUAACUUCCCUUUCUCCCUCAUCCCUCAGCCCGAAAAACAAUCUCACAUCGUAGAUACACGACUACAUCACCACGGUCUCAACUUCUUAUGUUUCAUAUUUUCACACACCUCGGUUAAAGCUUCAAUCGUAGAUACUUACCAACAGCAACUUGUCACAUUGCAACGUCAGACAGAGGAGAGAGGAGAGAAAGCGAAAAACAUAUAAGACACAGAAAAUCCCUUUAAAUUUCACCAUCGUCAACGAAUCAACAUACACGUUAUCAUUCUGACUGGUUGUUGCUAUUGGGAGAUUUAGGAUACGAUAACGACGAGGAAAAAGAACGAUGGCAGUGGGAGGGGAGGAUAGCGUACCAACAGUGUGAGAAAAAGCUCAAUAGGUAUCGAGUACAAUAAACCCGACAACGACGACGACGAAAAAAAAUUCCUCGCUAGUUGAAAUACCGUGUCAACUCGUGAAAUUGGCUUUUGUUGCAACAUCGUGCGCAUUAUUUCAAAACAACAACAAAAAAAACACAACAUAUAAAUGUAUAUUUCGUGCGAGUAAAAGUGUAUAUCAAAUAAAACCAUCAUAUAUGGAGAUGUUAACACACGUCGUAGAUAAUAAAAUCAUCACCGCCAAAGUUGAGUAAUGAAAAAGAAAGAAAAAAAAGACACCAACACGUGAAUACAUUACGAGUAAGUAGUUAUUUAUACAAUUUUACACGAAUAUUAAAUGAAAAAAAAAAAUGAAAGAGAGACGUCACCGUAGGCGAAAUUUUCUAGUACUGUGUGGGGUUUAGCGUUACCACGAUCGGAUGAAAAAACCAACAAAAGAAAAAAAAAUUCGAAGCUGCUAUCGUAUUUUUUUCAGUACAAAAAAACCCAAUCAUGGUUUCUUUAUUUUCUCUGGGGCGAUGAAUGAAAAAAAAAUGAAUGUAAUACUUUUAAAAGGACAAUCAUUGGAAAAAAUACAUAAAAAAGAACAUACCAACGAAAAAAGAAAUUAGUAUGCCAUGCGACAAAGCAGCAUUUGCCAUACCAAGUUUCAAUUUUUAUUGUAAUUUUUUUUUCUACAUUACCAAAUUUGAUAGUUAACGAUUGUAAAUUUUUAAGUACUGAAUAUUUCGAGUAAGUAUAAAUGAAAAAAGUACUACAUUUUUCCCAUUGUAAAUACGAUGAAAUUGUUUGUAUGUGAUAAUCGGCUUUCGAUGUAAUUUUUUCCCCGUUUGUAUUAUACAAUCUUGUUUUACGUGUAUUUUUUUUUUUUUGGAACCAUAGAUAGGAAAUUUUUUAAAUCAAUUGUUAUACAAAUCUCAAAUGUACAAAUAUAUAUAUAUUUUUUUUGUUCAA
This is a messenger RNA of Planococcus citri (citrus mealybug), 9501 nucleotides long. Its product is annotated as hemicentin-2-like. Gene Ontology annotation, biological process: synapse organization. The coding region runs from base 692 to 1777 and encodes 361 amino acids. Gene Ontology annotation, cellular component: neuron projection membrane. NCBI's taxonomy places the organism in Eukaryota, Metazoa, Arthropoda, Insecta, Hemiptera, Pseudococcidae. The transcript is spliced from 9 exons. The record is from RefSeq and is a predicted model, not a curated record.